Molecule: messenger RNA, 582 nt
Organism: Naegleria fowleri
Lineage: Eukaryota; Heterolobosea; Eutetramitea; Acrasida; Naegleriidae
Exons: 1
Coding region: 1-582 (193 amino acids)
Source: RefSeq, a predicted model, not a curated record
AUGUCAUCACCAUUACGCGAUCAAAGACCUUCUCUCUUUCUUCAAAUCUUCCUCCAAGUCACUUAUUGGGAACCUUUCAUCUUUGAGUUGUUAGUUGGAGUGAUUUUUAUGCUCUUUCCGAACAGUUCAUUGGUUUUGGGAACAUUUCUUCCAAAGACUUUGGUCGCCUUUAUGCUUUCAAACGAGAAGACAGUGAACAUCUUGAGUGAUACUUCCAUUCUGAAAGAAAGUAUCUUGUUUAUUUUGAGAUUUGCAGGAGUCAUGAUUUUCUGUUUUGGAAUGCUUCAUUACCUGUUGAUUCGUGUGAAUUUCAAUAUUCUUUCGAAUAAUAAUCCAAACAACUUGGUGAGCUCUAAAUUUUUCCAUUUAACAGUGUUGGUGUUGGGCAUUGGUGACUUGUUGCAUGUUGGAGCAGUUUUGGUCUUCUUGAAAAAUUAUUACAGUAUUAUUCCAGAGAAGGUGGCUUUGAGUGGUGAUGCAUUUGAUGCUGUCUCCAUGAUUGCCAUUGCCAUUGUGUCCUCAAUUAUAUUGGUCUCCUUGAGAAUUUUCUUUUUACUGAAAUAUUCUUCCAUGAAGAAGUGA